Molecule: messenger RNA, 1245 nt
Organism: Cyclospora cayetanensis
Lineage: Eukaryota; Apicomplexa; Conoidasida; Eucoccidiorida; Eimeriidae
Product: tubulin gamma chain
Exons: 13
Coding region: 1-1245 (414 amino acids)
Biological process (GO): meiotic spindle organization; mitotic sister chromatid segregation; mitotic cell cycle
Cellular component (GO): nucleus; microtubule; cytoplasm
Molecular function (GO): GTP binding; structural constituent of cytoskeleton
Source: RefSeq, a predicted model, not a curated record
AUGCCGCGAGAGCUAAUUACCAUUCAGGUUGGCCAAUGCGGCAACCAAAUUGGGAUGGAGUUCUGGAAGCAGCUGUGUGCAGAGCACGGCAUUAGUCAGGAGGGCCUGUUGCAACCCGCCGCGAUCGGCUCGGAAGACCGAAAAGAUGUCUUCUUUUACCAAGCAGACGAUGAACACUACAUUCCUAGAGCUCUCCUCUUCGAUCUUGAGCCUAGAGUAAUCAACACCAUCCAGACUUCCGAAUACCGUCAUCUCUACAAUCCAGAGAACUUCUUUGUGUCUAAGGACGGAGGCGGAGCGGGAAAUAACUGGGGAAGCGGGUAUGCCCAAGCGGCUAAGGUGGAGGAGGAACUGCUGGAAAUGAUCGAUAGAGAAGCGGACGGCAGCGAGAGUUUGGAGGGAUUUGUCCUCUGUCAUUCCAUCGCUGGAGGAACUGGCUCAGGGAUGGGGUCGUACUUGUUGGAGUUGCUUGGCGAUCGGUAUGGCUCGAAGCUUGUGCAGAACUUCUCGGUUUUUCCAGUCCUGGGAGAAGCAGCUAGCGAUGUGGUGGUGCAGCCGUACAACGCGCUGCUGACACUCAAGAGGCUUUGUCUCCAGACCGAUGCCGUUGUUGUACUGGAUAAUCACGCGGUCCACAGAGUUGCCGUUGACAGGCUCAGACUCCCGAAUCCUAGCUUCCAGCAGACGAAUGCUCUCACUACAGUGAUGGAUAUUAUGCGGCGACUCACGCAAUCUAAGAACGUCAUGGUGUCAACUUCUCUCCGUCGCGGUCUGUACAUGUCUCUCUUGAACAUCAUACGCGGAGAAGCAGAUCCGAUGCAGGUGCACAAGAGCUUGCAGCGUAUCCGCGAACGUCAGCUGCUGCAGUUCAUUCGUUGGGCUCCGGCAUCUCCCCAGGUGGUCCUUGCGCGAGCUUCGCCAUUCAGCCCUCAAAAGCACAAAUGUGCUGGUCUUAUGCUCGCCAACCACACUGCAAUCACAACGUAUGAUCGUCUCUACAAACGAAAGGCCUUUCUGGAUAACUACAAACGGCAGCCCAUGUUUAGCAGCGCCGACGGCCUAGGAGAUUUCUCAGAGAUGGAAGACUCAAAGGAACACGUCUUGAGUUUGGUUGAGGAAUAUCGCCAAGCGGAGACUGACGACUUUCUCAGUUUUGGCGAGGUAGCUGCAGCGGCAACUGUGCCUCCACCACUCAUUAGGACUGCCCGCUGUACUGAUAGCGGCAGUGGCAGCACAUCAGACUAA